AUGAAGAAUCAUAAAAGCUUGAUGAGGAGGUAUGAGAGAGAGGUCCGAGCCAACACUAAACACAUUGAAACAGUUGCAUCUCUAAAUCUUCGUAUACAAGAGCUGGAGAAACUGCUCUCAUCAGCCAAUGAGCGUGUUCGUCUGCUUGAAGGCCAGACCCAGCGAUACACCCCACAUGGAUGGAGCACUCCAAGGGACCAUGUCCAGAAUAGAUCCCGGACCAUGCCUGGACAGAGGAGAAUGAGGAGCCGCAGCAGACAAUCUUACUCCCCCGAUAAUUAUUCUCAAGAGCUUGAAACUGUCAGAAGAGAAAGAGAUCGACUGAAGAAAGACAAACACAAGCUGAAAAAAGAACUAGGUGCUCUAGAUGAGAAUUUCUUUGAAGAGAUUGAGGACCUCAAAUUUGCUCUCCAGCAGUCGGCUCGACUGAACCAGGAAUAUGAUAAGGCAUUGAAACAAGUGUGUGAAAACUUUGGAGCUCCUUUCCCUCUGGAUAGUCUUCCAUCAAGACCAAAGAAAUCUUCAUCAGCGUCGAAGAGACCACCUUUGAGUCGUCAAACAAGAUGAUAGUAGAGAUAUGAAGAUUACAGGCCAGGAUUCUGGAGUCUUGUUUGACUUAGGCUGUGAUAAGUCUUGGCUAAAAUUAUGGGAAGCCCAAACUUUUCAAACUUUGUUCAGAUCUUACAUUUCAAAACUAUUUUGGUUAUUAUUCACAGACAGUUAUUAAUGCAUCGAGUGUCAAAUGAGCUGAAUCUGUAGUACUAGAGAUUUGUGUCACAGUUGGCUACCCGUAGUUACACCACAACUUUGGACAAGAGUUUAAUUUAAACAAGAGUUCAAUAUUGGUUUGAGCCUGGGUAUGGUACUCAAAUCUACAGCUAGACAUUUGUCUACAUUUGCCAUCCUCCACCGUAUAUGUGGCCUAUUAAAUAUUUAUUUGUAAAUUUGCACCUGACCUGACCAAAGGGAAGGGGACCCACUGGCAACCAUCUACAGUUGGUGGAGGCAUAAGAUAGAUAUAAAGACAUUCGUGAAGAGGUAGACUAUACUGAUGUCAAAUGCAAAUAUGUAUUUAGUGUUGUAAACAUCAAAUUCAUCUUUUUCAGUGAUAUGUACAUACAUAAUUAGGCAAUUGUAAAUAGUGACAUUCUGAGAUUCAAUUUAUCUAUGCACUGCAGUAUGCAGAUACAAGAGUUCUUAACAUUUCAGAGAAGCACCUUGGAAUUUGGUUAAGGUGCCUAAAAGUUUCAAGAACCACCUUUGAAUUUGUUGAGGUGCCUAAGUUUGUAGUAAAAGAUAGCUUGAGAAUUACCAAACAAAAAAACAAAGUAAAGAUAAUACUGUACAGUGAAACCAGUCUAUAAAGACCACAUAAAAGACAACAAAAGUAGUCUUUAUGUGCAGGUUGACUUUAUGGAUAGGUUCCUUUAGUACAUGUUUAACCCUAACUAGGCCGGGCUUUUUUUGCUGUUCUGUGGCCGGGGGGGGGGUUGAUUCAACCCCCCGGAGAUCUCGGCCGCCGAUCGCGCGAGCGCCGCAAAAAUUUGCACGCUGGUAGUGUGCGAUGUAAUCUACAAGGCUGUAUGGUAAAAUUUUCCAAAAUAAUGAGAUUUUAUUUUAUAUGAAUUAAUUAUGCUAAUUUAUGCAUAAAUCAUACUUUUUGCUCUAAUUCACUAAAUAAAGCUCCUAGAAUGCUAAUUUUUGGUAAAAAUAUUCUUUGUAGCAUUCUUAACAAUGGCAAUUGAAAAAAACUUCGGUUUGCAAAUCAAUUUCUUAUGUAUUUUAUUGUUUCAUGAAUUUCUUAUGUAUUUCUUUGUUUUUCAACCUUUUGUUUUUCUUUGUUUUUUUCACCAGAUUUAUUGCACAACCUUUUUGAAGCAUAAUUAUGCUAAAAUCAAUUGCUUUCAGCUGUUUAAAGUAAAAAUAAUCAUAUCUUUAUGAAUAAGAUGAGAAAACUAAAUUUGCAUUGACUUUGUACACAAAAUCACGUUUUGGAACAAUUUUUUGUCUGACAUGCACUUACAAAAUGUUGCGUAAUUUCGGAAUCGCGUACCCGGGCAUCGUAAAUUUGGUCUUAAAAGAUGCGCGAGACUUAAAAGUAUAAACUCUGCGAGUGACGCGGUCAAAAAAAUUCGCGCGGCGGAAUGAUCGCAGGAAAUGUUGAGGGGGUGUUGAUUCAACCCCCCGGCCAUUUUAGGGUUAAAUUGGGAAAAUUAUCAAAGGGAAAUGAAACAUGUGGUCUUUAUGGACAGGUGGUCAUCAAUUCACUUAGAGUACAGAAGUGUGACGUCAUCAAUUUUAUAUUUUUGUUUUUUACCAUAUUUUUGAUAUAUUUCAGUUGACCAUGAUGAAAUUCCUCCACAACCGAAAUUUGUUUGUUCAAUUGAAUCAAAAUCAUUCAAUCAGUGGGGCUAAUUAUGUAUUCAUGAGGUUAUAACCUCAUGAAUACAUAAUUAGCCACACUGAAAUCAAUGUAUUAUUGGCCUGGUUCUAAAUGAUUUGAACCAGGCCAUUAGGCCCCCAUUCCACAGAGGGGAGACCUUUGAAGGACCUUUGAAAGACAAAAAAUUGGAUAGGUCUUACAGCAGUCUCCAAGAUCACUGAAAUUUAAGAACUCUUAAAGACUGAUCAAUAUUUCUUGUCUUACAGGACUUAGACUUGUCCUAUAGAUAUUUUUCAAUGGUCUUUCAGAGAUCUUGUAUGCAACAAUUGAUCUUUCAGAAUUCUUUUCAUGGACUUUUCCAUGUCUUUCAAUGACCUUUCACAGAUAUUUCAAUGAUCUCUCAUGAGUCUUAAAGUGAUCUCCAUAAAAAUCUUGAGAGACUGUCAAAAGAUCAUGGAAAGACUAAUAAGAACUUUGAAAGUUCAUCGAAAGACCGCUGAAAAACUGCUGAAAGACUGUUUUGAACUGUUUCAAAAAGUUUUGGGACUCACGAGGACCAUUGAAAGAUCCAUCAGGAAUCGUGAAAGACCUCGGAGAUUGUUGAAAGACCUUUGAAAGACCAAGCAAGUUUCAUGGUCUUUCAGAGGUCUUGCUCUCCGUGGAAUGGGGGUUUGACUAUGUAUUCAUGAGGUCAUAUCUUCGACAGAUUCCCACUAAAUUUGGUUUGAGGGUUUUUUUCAGCAUGCCCCGCAGAUGUAUGGUAUAAAAGAUGCUGAAAUUCCCCCCCAAAAAAUGUGACAUCACUUCGGUACUCUAUAGCAAGUUUGACUAUAUUGAGAACUCUAAAUGUCUCUUAAAGUCAGAUUUACCUUUAUAACUUGUAACGAUUGUCAUUAUGUACACAACAUUUAAGAAAUCUUUUAACACUAUUAUACACAAACAAAAAGGUUAAAUUUCCAUUCCAUUUUUUUAAUUGCACUUUUUCCAUAAGCAUUCACUUUCAGAAUAUAAAUGUACAUAGUUGUCAUAGCAAUUAGUCUGAAUAAAUUUUCUUUGAACAUUUACAA
Messenger RNA from Lytechinus pictus (painted urchin), 3450 nucleotides. Its product is annotated as centrosomal protein of 290 kDa-like. The transcript has 5 exons. The record is from RefSeq and is a predicted model, not a curated record. NCBI's taxonomy places the organism in Eukaryota, Metazoa, Echinodermata, Echinoidea, Temnopleuroida, Toxopneustidae. Bases 1 to 567 code for a protein of 188 amino acids.